Molecule: messenger RNA, 339 nt
Organism: Cooperia oncophora
Lineage: Eukaryota; Metazoa; Nematoda; Chromadorea; Rhabditida; Trichostrongylidae
Source: the annotation of a GenBank genome assembly
AUGCUACGUAACGCCACUGCAUCGCGGCCAUUGUUCAGAAACGAAUACGCAUUACCGAGAGAACACGCUCUAGAAGACGGGACAAAUGCUCUACAGUUUAUUGUGCAAGGUACUCACAGUCCUGAUCACGUUCACGGAAGAAUAGAGGCAUUCCUCGAGAAGAUGGGAAUGGCUGUAUUCGUUCACAGCAAGGGCGACAGAGGUGACGGUUGUGUGCAGGAGAAAGAAGUCGAUGGCCAAAAACUUGAGGAAAUCACAUGCAUGGAACAAAUCCGGACAUAUCUUACCUUUUUACGGUCUUCCGCGCCCAAAAUUGGAUUUGUUACCUAUUGGCGCUGA